CUCUCAAACCGACGUCGCUUAAGGCUGUCUGCACAAAUUCUAAACCAAAGCAACAAAAGCCCGGAACCCUAUCCACAAAACCCACGGAAAAACCUUAUUCGAUUAUAAAAUUGGACGCUGAAUUGAGAAUCCGAUAAAGAAAAGAUGUCGACGGUGUACGUUCUAGAACCACCGACGAAGGGGAAAGUGAUACUCAACACGACGUACGGCCCUCUGGACAUCGAGCUCUGGCCCAAAGAAGCCCCGAAAGCCGUUCGGAACUUCGUGCAACUAUGCCUCGAAGGCUAUUUCGACAACACAAUCUUCCACCGCAUUAUUAAGGGUUUCCUCGUUCAAGGUGGUGAUCCCACUGGAUCCGGCGCCGGUGGUGAAAGUAUUUAUGGGAGUGUGUUUCCGGACGAGUUUCAUUCGCGUUUAAGGUUUAACCAUAGGGGUAUUGUUGCUUGUGCCAAUGCUGGUUCACCUCAUUCGAAUGGGAGUCAGUUCUUUAUAUCUUUGGAUAAAUGUGAAUGGCUUGAUCGAAAAAACACUAUUUUUGGAAAGGUUACUGGGGACUCUAUAUUUAAUAUUCUGAGGAUAGGUGAUGUUGACACUGAUCAGAAUGACCGGCCUUUGGAUCCUCCUCCAAGAAUCAAAUCAGUUGAGGUGCUGUGGAACCCUUUUGAAGAUAUAGUUCCGAGAGUAUCUUCAAGGCCUUUGAUCCAGCCCACUGCCGAGGUUGAGAGCAAAGAUUCGAAGAAGAAACCUGUUAAAAAGCUGAACCUGCUGUCAUUUGGAGAAGAAGCUGAAGAAGAAGAGAAAGAAUUGGCAGCAGUAAAGCUAAAGAUUAAGAGUAGUCACGAUGUAUUAGAUGAUCCCCGUCUCCUAAAGCAAGAAAUUCCUGAUAAAGAACAGGAUUUAUCUGAUGCCAAAACUACCAAGGAUGUGCAAUUGUCUGUCAGGGGAGCUCUAAGAUCAAGGAGAGAAGGAGAACAAAAGGAUGCAGAAGCUGAGUUGUCUGAUGCCCUUGAUCAUAGUGAUGAUGAUGAGGCCAGUUUUGAUGCACGAAUGCGUCGUCAGAUACUAAAUAGACGGAAGGAGCUGGGAGAUCUCCCAUCUAAACAAAAGAUGCAAAAUGGGAGCUCUAAACCAAAUGACCGUAAAAUUUCUGCACCAAGGUCCAAUGAUGAAAGUACUGAUGAUGACCAACCAAGGGUGGAAAAGCUGUCCCUGAAGAAAAAGGGUAUGGGAUCAGAAGCCAGAGCUGAGCGCAUGGCUACUGCUGAUUCAGAUUUACAGUUGUUCAGUGAGGCUGAACGAGGAAGAUUAUUGCAAAAACAGAAGAAGCGUAGACUUCAAGGACGUGAAGAUGAAGUUUUAGUAAAACUUGAGAAGUUCAAGCAAUCUAUUUUCACAAAAUCAUCUGCUUCAAGUAGUGAGCCUGGAGGUGGUGAUAAUGAGGAUUUGUCUGACUGGAAAGCUGUUCGGUUAGAGUUUGCUCCUGAUACCAAGGAUCGUAUGUCUCGCAAGGACGACCCAAAUGACUAUGUGGUGGUUGACCCUCUUUUGGAGAAGGGGAAAGAAAAAUUCAACCGGAUGCAAGCCAAGCAAAAGCGACGGGAACGCGAAUGGGCUGGCAAAUCUCUUACUUAAUCUAUCCUUGGCUGAUGAAAAUGAUGAGUUGGUUCACAUGCCUGUCUGUCUUUUGCUUUGACAGUUAGGCUGCUGCACAGAUAUGGGUUCUACCAUUAUGCAGCCAAAGUCCCAAGAUUCAAACAUUUGGGGCUGAUUUUCUUCUUACCAAGGAAUUAGGUCUCGAUAUUGGUAUAGAUAUCAAAUUGCUAAUAUAUCAAAUGGAAAUGUUGGAUAUAAAAGUAUCGGUAUCAAUUGGGUAAAUAUGAUGGAAACUUAGUGUUAUAAAUUUUGAAUGAAACUUUAGUUUAUAUUCAUUCAUACAUAUUUGCAUAUUUUAGUGUCAUAGUAUAAUAAAUAUAACAUGUUAAGAAUAUUACACUUAAUAUAGACAAGAUUUUGCAUUGUCGAAAAUAUAAAGAAGCAAAAUUAAGAUUUGGAGAAAGAUCUAGAUUAAUGUGUUGAAAUAACUUUAAAUAUAUGAAAUAGGGGUUAUUGUUAUUUCCAUAUAUUGGAAUAUAUGGUUUUUUUUUUUCAAUUAUGUAAAUAUUUCUUUUUUAAAAAAUAUUAAUGGGUUUUUGCAGUUAGACUUGUGGAUUAGUCGUGGAAAUCAUCAUGAUAUUUCCAUAUGUGAUAAUCAAACUUUAGCUGAAGAAUGGUCUUCGGUCUAAACAGUGAGAAAUGGUUGGAUUUGGAUGAAAAUUGAAUGUGAAUGGUUUUUGGGUCUUUGCCAAACCCACAAAGAUUUGGAAAUUCCACUAUUUGAGAUCAAUCAUCCUGGCCUGAGGCAACAAGGGGGAGGUUUCUCAAUAUCUCCAAUAGCUUUGGCAAGAAGAAUGCAGUCCUUCUAG
This is a messenger RNA of Durio zibethinus, 2462 nucleotides long. Its product is annotated as Cyclophilin-like peptidyl-prolyl cis-trans isomerase family protein. Gene Ontology annotation, biological process: protein peptidyl-prolyl isomerization; protein folding. The record is from RefSeq and is a predicted model, not a curated record. Gene Ontology annotation, cellular component: catalytic step 2 spliceosome. Gene Ontology annotation, molecular function: peptidyl-prolyl cis-trans isomerase activity. NCBI's taxonomy places the organism in Eukaryota, Viridiplantae, Streptophyta, Magnoliopsida, Malvales, Malvaceae.